Molecule: messenger RNA, 3616 nt
Organism: Lytechinus variegatus (green sea urchin)
Lineage: Eukaryota; Metazoa; Echinodermata; Echinoidea; Temnopleuroida; Toxopneustidae
Product: conserved oligomeric Golgi complex subunit 1-like
Exons: 28
Coding region: 127-3036 (969 amino acids)
Biological process (GO): intra-Golgi vesicle-mediated transport
Cellular component (GO): Golgi apparatus; COG complex
Source: RefSeq, a predicted model, not a curated record
CAGCCAGAGGCCACAUUACAAAAGUCACAGCCACAGGGGAUUUCUUUUUUUCGGAAACUGACUUUUCGCAGAGGUUCAAUUCCAAUAACGUUAGAUCUGUAAGAAGAUAACACUAGCAGGAACAAGAUGUCAAUUGUCGACCUAAGCACCAACCAGUUGUUUGAAAAGUAUACUAUAGAAGAAAUUAGAAAGUUAGAGAAAGAAACAAGAGAUGAAAUUGAAACAAAGAAAGAGGACCUGCGGCAGAUGGUUGGAGAGCGGUAUAGGGACCUUAUUGAAGCUGCUGACACAAUCACUGAAAUGAAGAAUUGCUCAGAAAAGAUUGUUCAGUCUAUUCAAGAUAUGCAGAAGCAUUGUGUCAAUCUACAGAAGACUCACCUUACUAAAGGCAUUAGUCUAUCCCCAAAGAAAGCAGUUACUUCAGGGUCUCAAUCAUCAGGUUUUUAUGCCAUCGCCUCUCAGACCAAGCUUCUUCUAGAUAUUCCAGAAAAGAUUUGGAGUGACAUAGAGAGUGGUGACCAUUUACACGCCACUCAGCUCUACCUACUUGCAUGUCAUAUCGUGAGCAGCCUACAGCUAGAUACGACAACGCACCAGUCUACUCAACUUCUCAAAUGGUUCCCUGUACUAUCAAGGCAGUGGGCUGCAAUAUGCCACUUCAAACCAAGUAUAUUACAGAGUUGCAGGAAUGUGCUGAAGAAUGCCACUGCAUCAGAUAUGGUGAUCACCAAAGCCCUGUGUUCUAUCAUGCUUCUAGAGGAUACAUCUCCAAGACAAGUCUUUACAGAAUUUUUACUGGCAAGAAAGAAUGCUGUGCACCAAGCAUUCAGUUCUUCACAGUAUGAUGCAAGUGUUAAAAAGCAAGUGUGUGGUGUGACCAAUCUGAUCAAUCUCACUUUGAGGCAGAUCCAUGCUAUCUUCUAUCAUCAAGAAGGUGAUGAAAAUAAUGAUGAGGAAGGGAAUUUACUUCAGAGAGUCCUAACAGAAACCACUUCGACAUCAGAUGGUAAGAGUGUUCUUGCUGAUGAGUUAGCUGUAGGAACAUUCAGUAAGCAUCUACCUGCUAACAUCACAGAUUUUCACCCGACCCUGCGCUCCUCCACCGAUCCUAUCGCUGCUACCUACCUUCAAGAAUGUGUCUCUCAAUGGGUGGAGACUUGUAUCAGUGAUGUUCAUGAUGGGAUCAGCAAACUAUUGAACUAUGUGACCUCCAUCCGAGGCUUGACUAGCAUCAGGGAUGCCGUCUGGGAUCUCCUCCAAGAGGAUGAUAAUGUGCCAGCACUGAGAAAUAUCACCAAGAGAGUCCUUGGAAGAAGUCUUUGUCUGUGGGGAGAAUUUGUCAGACCUCUGUUUCUCACAAGAAUGCAGGCCAUUCUCCAAGAUGCUCUUGACCAGACACUGACCAACAGCCAUCAUUUGGUCAUCCAGGCCUCCCAUGACAUGGAGAGUUCUCCGGCCGAUCUGGACGUUGCUGCCCAUACUUGGAAGGAGAUAUCCUCAGACCUACCAAGCCCGAUGGCCUGGAGGGGCGGGGCAGGCAGCAGGGAUGUGCUCGAUGCUGGUAGCCUGUAUAUGAAGGCCAGGGCUUUUACUCCCAAGACACAGAGCAUCUGUUCUUUCAUCGAUGUGAGACUCAAGAGUCUACUAGAGGACCUUUCAUCCUACACAGACAGACUGACGGACAAACAACCAAGUGACAAACAGAAGCCUGUAUCCUCAAAGCCAAGUCAAGAGCCGUUUGAUAAGUUUGCAGACACUGUCAACCUCCAUAGCUUCCUACAGAUUGCCAGUACCAAGUGUGUUACUAGAUUGGCUGACCAUAUAAAGGAAGAGCUUUCUGAUUGUAAACUAAAGCUAAAAACAGCCCAAGAAGAGAAGUUACAUGACCAGUCAUCUGUUAUUAUUAAUAGAGUUGUGUUUCUAGGUCGUCUUUGUUCAGCUUUGACAGAACUAUCACCGCACCUACAGCAGGCUGUCCUAAUCACAGAGAAGAAGGACAGUAAGGCUGAUACAAUGAGGCUAAGGUCAAAGGUCACAGGGAAACGAGAAAGCAAGAACACUACCUCUGAGGAUGAAUGGAGUAAACUCAAAUCAAUAUUCCAAGAACAAUGCCAGGAAUCAUACAGAAUUUGGAGUGAAUUCACAAGUUCAGAGCUAUUAGAGGAAUUCACCGUCAAUCUAAGGGACACAUCACCUUCAGCUAUGCUCAAGAAUGCCACUGCAUGGGAUUCCAUAGAUAUUGAGGAAGAGACAGAAGAAGGAAAGAAAGUUUCGUCUAAAAUCCGUCUUCCAGUUCAAUCUUCUUGGUAUGUGCAAUCAUUACUGUAUGGAUUGUGUGAAGAAAUCAACAGAAUAGGAGGUCAUGCGCUAUCCAGGAAUAUCAUAUCCCAGCUUGUGAAUACAACCAGCACUGGACUUCUCAAUGCAUACCAGUCUAUGCUUGAUGAAAGGUCGAAGUUCAAAGGUGAAGGUCAUUCCAAGCUGACCCAACCCCAGGCCCUUCAGCUCCUGUUUGAUGUGAGGUUUAUCGGUAGCGUCAUGUCUGGAAGAGGCGAGGAUAAGAAGGAGAAUUCUAGAUUUACUGGCCAGCUUCAGAGACUGAUAGACCUAUUAGAAGGGUUCAUUGACCCCUUUGACCUGGAUGUAUUCACCCCUCAUAUGACCUCAAACCUCAACAGACAUGUCCACAGAAGUUCACUUCUUUUGGGAUUUUUGACCAGUCCUGACCGUCAUAUGUUCUCUGGUCAUCGGUCGUCCAGUGCCGGCUAUCAGGAACAGCACAACGUCCUGCCGCUGACCACCAAACAGGUCCGUUUUAGCCUCCUGCCUCUCAGCACUACCACUACACCAGGUAGCAAGAUCACACUACAACCUGCUGUAAACAGACAAAAACAACCACAGAAACCCUCAAUGGAAAGAUCAUCUCCAAUGGAAGCGAUUCUUCACAAGUCACGUUCCUCUCCAGCAUCUCUCUCGUCUCGUCUCAGCUCAAGUCUGAAAUCUGGUUGGCUUUCUAACCUAGGAGGACAGUCUUGAAUUGAAGAUGACUCCUCCAGGAGAAGUCAUCCCCAAUGGAAGCAAUUCUUCACAAGUCACGUUCCUCUCCUGCUUCUUUCUCAUCUCUUCUCAGCUCAAGUCUGAAAUCUGGUUAGCUCUCUAGACUCUAAUCUGAGAGGACAUUCUUCAAUUGAAGUAGACCAAAAUAUCAGUCUAUUUCUGACUCCGUGGCAUCCCCUCUGUCAAUAGACCAAAGUCUGCCAUUUGACUUAUAGUCCCGUUGCUUCGCAUGACGCUAAACUACAGUGUCUACGGAGAAAAGGAUGAGCUACCUACGUCACCCUCCUCGAUUACUGCUUAAUUCCCCCUUUUGGUGAGGGAAACAGAGCGCAAUAAUGUAAAUUUGUUAAUGAAGAAUGUAAUUAGUUUACUAGCAUCCUGAAAAAUGUGAUUUAAGUUUAAGAUCCAGAAAUUAAAUUCUUAGGAGCCGGUGUUGGUUUCCAACGAUCGAUCUUCGUCAUGUUUCUUUUGCAGUUUGACCAUAUGAAUGCCCUAGCCAAUCACAUUCGUGUUACCAUUUUCAGCUUAUGAUGACUGAAAAAUUGAAUAAUACAGCAAC